AUGCUUCUUUCAAUGGAUACCUCCUUCAAAGGCACCACCCUCAAUUCCAACUACCUGAUGCCCAUCUCUGGAGCCGAGUACGGUUUCAGCACGUUUCCAUGGGAUUGCGAUCUGUCCAGCGGAAACUGCUACUCGUAUGCGCUCGGUUUCUCGCACGCGCAAGAGCAAAAGGCCCAGCCGUCCGACCUAGCAAUGGCAUAUCCGGAUCUGGUCAGAAAUUUUGAUCUCAGAGAUCCUGGAGUCGACCUCCAGAGAGGGUGUCCGGACCUAGACAACUCCAUCCUCGCGGACGGAAUAGCCGCAGCGAGAAUCCAGGACGGCAACCUCGGCACGAAACGGAACAGAGAAUGGACCACAACAGAGAAGACAGACUGGAAGAAAGCCGCAUCGCCUGGCUGGUACAAGAUGUGCGCCGUCAUCGGGGCCGAGGACUUCCACUUCCUCCGCCAGGACGUCCUGGACGUCUACGAGCUGUACUCAACCCAAUUGCACGGGUAUCAUGAGGUCGCCUCGCCCAUCGUUCAAAAAUACUGGUUCGGAGGAUCCCUCUGGCAGACGCAGGCCGGCGGCCAGGGCUUCUACAAGUCCAAUGACACCCCCUACGACAUACUCGGCCGGACACGUUGGGCAAAAAUGGCGAAUCCGAGGGGCGUCGUUCAGAGAUACCUGGAUAGAUUGAAGACCGCCCUAGUGCGAGGCGGGGGAUGGCGCAAUCCUCAAAUGUUCACAGAUGUUCUCGAGAUUGCCCACAUGCUGAGGUGCAUCAAACUGUCCCCAAGGUUGGCGCGCAGCUACUUUUGCAUCUAUCAUGCAUCGACGCAGGCGUAUGUGAUGCUGCCGGUUGAAGAAGCGCCGCAUGGUAGUAUUACCAAACUGAAAGAAGAUGAGGCAGCCGAUCUCAGAGACGAUUUUGACAAAGCACUCAAGGGCGUCAAUUCUCAAUUGACGCACAUAACCCUCAUUCAGUUGGAUACCGGCUACCAGCUGCAAACGCUGCUGUAUUUCAGAGAGUCUUGCGACCGCUUGAUGGAGGAAGAAAAGUGGGCUGACUAUGUGGAGCUGCCCAAGCUUAUUGCCAAAAGGGCAAAGCUGAUGGGGCUGUCUGCGAGCAAGGGGGACAUCACAAUUAGCAUUCAUGUCCCGAGCAGAGAGCCAUUGGUAGAGGAGUGUAUCACACUUUCCAAUGGGAAGAGGCCUGAUGAUGCAACGCUGAGGGUUGUCUUGACCAAGCACGGGCUGCCCGUCACCGAAAGUGCUGUGGAGGACUUGCUGGCCAGGUGUAUCAGAAGUGUCGUGGUGAAACUGACAGAAGGUGCACGGGGUGCUGCCAGCAAGAAUUGCCAAAAAUGCUGCAAGCCACAAACAAUAGGUAGCAAGAGGUUGAUUUGCAGCAGGUGUAUGCGCGCGUCCUACUAUAGUAAGGAGUGCCAGCAGGCAGACUGGAAGAGGCACAAGCAGGGCUGUGUGAUGGGUUCCGUAGCUGUCGUUUCACCGAUGGCCUUUGCUAGAGACAAGGAGGAGUUUGAAGAGGCAUACAACACAAAGUCUGUGUUUGGAAAGUAA
This is a messenger RNA of Klebsormidium nitens, 1563 nucleotides long. NCBI's taxonomy places the organism in Eukaryota, Viridiplantae, Streptophyta, Klebsormidiophyceae, Klebsormidiales, Klebsormidiaceae. The record is from the annotation of a GenBank genome assembly.